Messenger RNA from Parastagonospora nodorum SN15, 636 nucleotides. RefSeq lists its product as hypothetical. The coding region runs from base 1 to 636 and encodes 211 amino acids. Lineage: Eukaryota; Fungi; Ascomycota; Dothideomycetes; Pleosporales; Phaeosphaeriaceae. The transcript is spliced from 2 exons. The record is from RefSeq and is a predicted model, not a curated record.
AUGCUCAAGCGUCAACUAUCGCGCGGCCUCGACGAAGCAGAAAAAGGUUUUGAACUUGCGGCAGUUGGAUGUAGACAGGCACUUCUAGAGGUAGAACUAGCGCAUUUGUACUGUUCAUCAAUUGCUGACAUCAAGAUUCUACGUAGGCUGACUCCACCGUGGCCGAAGCCUCACACCACUGCACCGCUGCAUCCCGCCUCGGACCGAUCAGAGUACAUGAGACUCUCGUACGCGCUAUCGUGGAACUCGCUUGAUGAGAUCGGUCGCAAACGAACCAUCUUCCAACCCCUCCUCUAUCUCCCGCAUGAAUCUGCCCCGACCGCGAUCUCACAGGCCGAAGCCCCGACAAAGAUGACACAACCUUCAGUAUCUGCACGCGCUCGGGGUGCCGCGAGAUACUUGGUCAUCCUCACGUAUCCAAGCAAGCUCGAGGCAUGGUCAGAGAGAAUCGAUAUCGUCCACGGCGCACUCACAGCGCAUAUGCCGAUCACGUUCAGUACACAAUAUGGGGUUCCUUAUGAGUACACUGACGCGGUGACAUUGGGCGGAUUGCGAUACGUGCGAAGAGCCAAAGAUGCAGUGCGUAGGGCUUUUGCGAAGAGCUUUCUAGACUUUCAAGACACGGGCAUGGAGUAA